This is a messenger RNA of Macrobrachium nipponense, 2647 nucleotides long. RefSeq lists its product as uncharacterized. Gene Ontology annotation, cellular component: plasma membrane. The transcript has 11 exons. NCBI's taxonomy places the organism in Eukaryota, Metazoa, Arthropoda, Malacostraca, Decapoda, Palaemonidae. The record is from RefSeq and is a predicted model, not a curated record. Bases 673 to 1971 code for a protein of 432 amino acids. Gene Ontology annotation, biological process: apoptotic process involved in development; phosphatidylserine exposure on apoptotic cell surface; engulfment of apoptotic cell.
UCUUGAUUAGAAUCCACCUGGGGAACUUGCGCUUGCGGGAGCCAGGCGCUUCUCCUUCGAGGCUGAAACUGUGCCAUUGUUUUGAACGUACUGAGAAAAAGUCACUGGUGUUUGAUGAGAAAACAAGUUUCGUUUACAGCUAUAUACAUGUUUUUCGCAAUUUUUAUUCUGAUACAUUAAAAUGACAUAAAAGGCUUGAAUAUGUACGCAUUCUUACCAAACAUGACGGUAUAGUCUGUUAAACAAACCUAUAGAAAAACACAGACGUAUGACUGAAAAUCAAACUUCUCGUUAGAAUAUCUUCAGCUUGUGGUGACGAUCGAAGCACAUCAUUGGUGAAUACAGUUUUCAUUGCUCCUUUGUUAUCACAGUACGCGGGGCUCUUCUUUCAAGCAGUACUUCUGAACCAGAUAGCGCGACAUUAUGAGGAACACAGUGAAGGACUUGGCGUGAUUUUAGGGACGGGUUGAAUUCAAUCCAGAUAGUGCGUUUAGAACAACUACAGACUUCGAGUGUAUGGAAAUAUAUGGAAAAGUAUAUGAUUUGACUGAUGAUUAGCAUUAUUGAAGACAAGAACUCUUUUUACAACUGAAAGCUAAUUAUAUUUAAAGACUUUCAUCCUCCCUGUAAAGAAACAUUAUCUGAAAAUACUAGAAACGCCGUCUACACAGUAUGGCGAAGAGAGAAUCGGGCGACUAUGUCCAUCACCUACCUAACACAGCCAGGCCAACCGUCCUCCGGCAGUUCACCUGGAUCGAAGCGGUAUGGAUGACGAUAAUGAGCGUGAGUUACCUACUCGGCUGGUGCAUUGGCGUCAGCAUUCUGGUGGAAAAAUUUAAUGCAGAAGAACCUCCGGAUGACAAGGGCAUGUACGUCUUCUACUUCUUGUUGCCACUCGUUGCAGCUGGACUCAAGAACCUGCAGUACCACUAUCGAGAAACCCAAAACGACGAAGAAGAAGGUGGGCCGAUGGGAUGGCUGAUGGUGACCCUCUUCUUCCCGUUCUCACCUCUUUACAGGAUUUUCAGGUCGUGGAAAUUCGGCUUUGCAGAGAAGGACGACUGGGAGAAUGGCGUUCGAUUCGUAGACGAAAUGGUGACCGUCGGAGUCCUCAGGCUCUUCGACGUCUUCCUGGGCGACCUUCCGAUGCUGACGCUUCUGGUCAGAGACGACGUUUUGGCCCGUGCCGAGGAUUGGUCGGAUAUGUUUGCGCCCAAGUCCCACCAGGUACCCUGCCGUGGCCAGUGCGAAUAUGAAGCUCCUCCCAUUGAAACCUGGACGAUCAUCCGAAUGCUCAUCCUCCUGUCCAAGAUGGCGCAGGGUGUCACCUUGUACAUCGUUAUGGUGAAACGGCUCCAAAGAAUCCAACAUCCUGAGCGUUACAGUCACCUUCGUAGUAAGACUUACAGACAAGGGCGUCUCAAUGUCCUCGCCACACUUCUGCUCUACUUCGCUCAUUUCUUCUUCAUUGCCUCCAGGAUACUGGGUUACAGUAUGAUCCUUCGCGCUCUCCAUUACUGGGUCUAUCUGAUAGCUGGUGUCCGCUGGCUGAUACACACGACGUGGCAUCUCUUUGCUUUGCUUGCCACGCGAACGAUGACACCUGCCAGAUCCAUUUCAUCGUUCACAAUGGGAGGAGUCUGGCUCAUCGCGCUGACCAAUGAAGACGGCGGAAAGCAGCUUGGGAGAUACAUUCUGUAUUACGGCUUCGCCACAGUGGAGACCCUCAUUUGCAUCUUCAUGUGGAAUGGCCAGAUGAAGGACUCAGGAGAUUACUUCUCCUUCAGGGCCACUUGGGCGACGGCGAUCGCCCUGGGGACAGGCGCUCUGCUCCACGCUUCCUACUAUGCUCUCCUUCACCCUGGUACUCCCUCCCUCAGCAUAGAGGGACUUCGAUGUUGCCAGGAGAGCAGCCACCGAGACUUUGAUGAGAGUGACAUCGAAGACAGAAAGGAGAAUAGUCCCGAAUAACGACAUCGUCAGACUGCAUCUCUAACGGAUUGGUGAAACAAGUUCUUGUUCAGACAACUUUCGUCGAAGGACUGUGUCGUCUUGUCAGAAGUUCUGGUGAACUGGGGUAGCUGGAUGUGGCAGUGACUGGAUACACGAAACAUACUCAUUAUCAGUGGGGAACCGGUUACUAUAUAGUAUAAACUCAAAAAUAAUGCUGUUACUAAAAUAUUCCUCCCUUGCAGAUUUACAUGCAUACAUCUGUUAUGUGGAUUGCGACUAAUCUGAAUACUUGAUCUAAUCGCCAGAGGUUGAUAGCAAUGCGGUUUAGUCAAGGUUUUCAGUAAGGAAGCCUCUUUUGCAGUUAUUGGAACUAUAGAUGUAUAUGUUCCUCGUAUAUAAUUACUUUAUCCCUACGUGUCCAAAGUAAUUUGCUUAGAUGCUAUUCUUAUCUUUGUUUGUUUCUUCUGGCAUUACGUUUUAUUGAUUUUUUUUAUUGUUAGUAGUUUUCUAAACAAAUAUCUGCUACAGUUUAGGGAGCCUUAACUUUCAGCGAGGUAACUGUAAAGAAUAUAAUUCUUUUGCAAAAAUAAACAUUGCUCUGAACUAGGUAAACGUUACAGUGAAUGGCUUGAUGUGAAAAUGGAUCUCAGUCAAGGAUGUGGUCUACUACGAUUGUAUAUUAAUAAUAAUAAUA